AUGGGGAGCUCGGCGAUGGCGGAUCUGGUGGCUUGGGGCUCGGCGACAGCAGUGACGACGAGAACUGCGGCAUGCGGGUGGAAGGACGGGAGCGGAGCGGCUGGCAGUGGGAAGGCCCGCGGGUGCAGAUCCGGCAAUGAGGAGCUCAGCGGCAACCAAUCUGGCGGCUUGAGGCUCGGCAAUGGCAGCGACGACGAUGUCUGCGGCAUGCGGGCGGAAGUGGCUGGCGGUGGGGAGGGUGGCGGGUGUGGAUCCAUUGAUAGGGAGCUCAACGGCAAUGGAUCUGGCACCGUGGGGCUCGGUGGCGGCAGAUCUGACGCGGGGAAGGGCUUAGGCUUAGAGGCAGUGAGUGAGGGACCCUCCCCCUCCGCCUCCCCCUCCCGCGCGGAUGCUGCCCCCAACGCGCGUGACGACAACGGCGAUGACAAUUAG
Oryza sativa Japonica Group (Japanese rice) is the source of this 432-nucleotide messenger RNA. Its product is annotated as cell wall protein IFF6. The record is from RefSeq and is a predicted model, not a curated record. NCBI's taxonomy places the organism in Eukaryota, Viridiplantae, Streptophyta, Magnoliopsida, Poales, Poaceae.